AUGGAUUUUCUUAACCCAAGUGUAAGUCGUAUUUAUUCGUGUGCUAGAGUUAGAGUUUCAGAGUCGGUUUCUAUUCCUCCUAAUAGUGAAUUGUUUAUACAGGGAUAUAUUGAUGGUGAAUAUAGGGAUGACGAAGGUCUGCUAGAGCCCUCUAAAGUUGUACAAAAUAAAGAACUUCUCAUGUGCAAGUCUUUAGUUACCCCACAACAUAAAGAAGUCAUUUUCCCUGUAGCAAACUUGAACGAUCGCCCUAUUAAACUAGAUAGGGAUACCAUCAUUGCUAGUUUACAGUCCUUUGAACAAACAAUUCCUUUUGAACAAAAAGAAAACUUAAAAGAUGUAAAUACUUCAAAUCUGCCAGAACAUUUAGAAGAAAUUCUGCAGCGAACUUCUGAACAAUUGAAUGAAUCUCAAAAAUUAUCUAUUCGCAAUCUUUUAGUCAAAUUUCAAGAUAUUUUUGUUGGUCCAGGGGAACCAUUGGGGAGAACUGAUUUAGUUGAGCACAAAAUAGAAACUGGGGACUCAGAACCAUUCAAAAUACCCCCUAGAAGAAUUCCUAUAGCCCAAAGGGAAAUUGUUGAACGUGAAAUUCAGAAUAUGCUUGAAAAUAACAUUAUUGAGGCAUCUAUGCUUCACCUAUUUGUUUGA
Molecule: messenger RNA, 648 nt
Organism: Saccostrea cuccullata (small rock oyster)
Lineage: Eukaryota; Metazoa; Mollusca; Bivalvia; Ostreida; Ostreidae
Exons: 1
Coding region: 1-648 (215 amino acids)
Source: RefSeq, a predicted model, not a curated record